Eriocheir sinensis (Chinese mitten crab) is the source of this 411-nucleotide messenger RNA. Its product is annotated as putative keratin-associated protein 4-16. Bases 1 to 411 code for a protein of 136 amino acids. The record is from RefSeq and is a predicted model, not a curated record. The transcript has 3 exons. Lineage: Eukaryota; Metazoa; Arthropoda; Malacostraca; Decapoda; Varunidae.
AUGUUGAUGCAUGGCUCUCAUAUCCUCCAGAAUACGUGCAUCCCUGUCGGACAGGCAUCUGAAGAAGCCAUUGAAGCUAGACACAAGGAUCCAGCAGCCAGCAGCGCGUAUAGCGAUCACGCCGAUCAGAGAGAGAAGAGAUGCCAGAGGGCCACCACCACCACCACACAUGCUGCCUGCCACGGUACUUCCACCCCCGCCUCCAUCACCAACCACACCUGCUGCAUCAUCAUCUGCUGCUUCCACACCUGCUGGAUCAUCAUCUGCUGCAUCAACACCUGCUGCAUCGUCAUCUGCUGCUUCCACACCUGCUGCAUCGUCAUCUUCAACACCUGCUGCUGCCACGCUUCGCGUGCCACGUGCAUUGACAAGGACUCACCUUACAUCCAGCCGUUUGCCUGCUGUUACUGA